This is a messenger RNA of Centruroides sculpturatus (bark scorpion), 2367 nucleotides long. Its product is annotated as HMG box-containing protein 4-like. The transcript is spliced from 8 exons. Lineage: Eukaryota; Metazoa; Arthropoda; Arachnida; Scorpiones; Buthidae. Bases 427 to 1809 code for a protein of 460 amino acids. The record is from RefSeq and is a predicted model, not a curated record.
CCCCUUCACUUUAAAAUUCUGAUGCCGAGAGCCAAGACUAACGCCAAAUUCAUACUGCAUUGAAUAGACUAGUGACUAGUAUAAUGUUAUUUGUUUAAUUAUUGUAUGAUAUAACAAAUAAAAUAUCUAAUUAUUCUUACUAUAAUGCUUUACUAUAUUGCCAGAAAAUUGUUUUUUGUCCCUCCAAAAUAUAAAUUGUUACUAAUCGCCCCCUCAACAUGGAAAAAACACCCACAUGGGGCAAUAUCGCUCUUGUUGAGAAACACUGUUUUAGAUGAACAAUGUGCUUUAUUCUUUUCAUUUUUGUGUUUUUGUUUUAAAAAUAUUUUACUAAAUCAAGUUGUGUGUAAUUCAAGAGGUAUAUAGAGAAAUGGCAUCUAGCUUCAGUUUCUCUCUAAAUAAAGGAUAGAAUUAGCUUAAUUCAAAAUGAUAGCAAAUGCUGGAAUUUCAAGAUCAGGUCGUGUUAGAAAGAAAUCAGCAAAAUUAAUUGAAAUGGAAGACUGGGAUUCUGGUGAUGGAGAAAAUUACAACAAGCCUCGCAAAAAAUCAAAAUCAUUUGAUGAUUCUGACCAAGAUAGUGAACGUAAGGUAGCUCCAAUAAGAAUACCUAAACCCCCAUUUACUUUGAUGUCGCCUCAAAAAAAGAAAUCUGAUAAUUUAACAAUGAACAAAAUUCUACCUAUGAAAAUAAUAUCAAGAGAUGGUACACCAGUUGAAGUAAAAAGUAGUACUUCUUAUGGAAUGAAUAUUCCAUCUAUGUCUACAGUUUUGACACCAAAAAUGCAAGUUCUUUCAUCUACAAGUUCUGAAACAAGUGAUUCCAGUUCUGAUGAAUCCGAUUCAGAUAAUGCUUUCCCUCGAUCUCCUAUUCUUCCAGUAAAUUUGCAAUCACAUGAUAUGAUAAAGAAAAAAAUGUCUACUGGUCAGAAUAUAUCCAAACAAAUGCCUGCAAAGAAAGUUGAAGUAAAGCUGAAUACUUUUUCUGGUAAUGAAGGUAGCAGUGAAUUCACAGCCAGUUUAGAUGAAAGUGAGGAUGAUACAAAUGAUCAUUCAUUAAUCAUUGCUGAAACUCCUGUUUCUAAAAAGAAAAAAUUUAUCAGUAAAGGAAAAAGAGAUAAUAAAGAGAAAGCUAAAAAUGCUAAAAAAUCCAAAAUUUCAGAAACAGAAGAAUUAAUUGAUGCUACAUCUUUAAAGAAAAUAGAGAAGAAACCAAAAAAGAAAGAAACAAAGAAAAAAAAUGAGUCAAAACCUAAUCGUCCAAUGACUGCUUACAUGUUAUGGUGUAGUGAAAACAGGAGGAAAAUUGUUGCACAGCAUUCAGAUAUGGAUUUUGCUCAAAUCAGUAAAAAAAUGGGAGAAAUUUGGAAAUUAAUGCCAGAGAAAGAGAAAAUGGCUUGGAAAAGGAAAGCAAAGAAAGCAGCUCAUAAAGGAUCAAUGAUAAGCACCGGAAGGCCAAAUCAUUCGCAUCCAAAGUUUUUAUCUAAGACUCAUACGACCAAUAAUAAUAAGUUGGACGAAGUCAGAAGCCCGAAUCACGAGGGAUUCAGGCCCGUGGGAACUUCCUCUCUUGAUGUGGCGGCACAUCUCAAACUUUUAGGGGAAUCAUUAAGUAUCAUUGGUCAACGGCUGACCGAACACGAAGGUCAAAUAGCUGUAUCAGGCAGUCUUUCAGUUCUAUUAGAUUCCACUCUGUGUGCUCUUGGACCCUUACUAUGUCUGACAUCCCAGAUGCCAGAACUGAAUGGCUGUUCUCAAGAAACCCUCUGUCACAUUUUGGAUAAUAUUGCUUAUAUUAUGCCUGGUUUGUGAUUUACAUUAACUGUACAUUUUAUUACACAAAAUCACAUUUUGAAUUUCAUGUUUUUAUCUCAAAAAUUGCUCAAAUGACAAUAUAAAUUAUUUUAGGAGCUUUGUUAACUGUAUAAAAGUUUUUGGUGUAAAGUUUGCAAUUAUGUUUAUGUAAUCAAAUAGGUAAAAAGAGUGAAUAACUUCAAGUUAGCAAAAUUAAAACACGAUUUUAAAAUCAGUUGUAAAAUAUAAGAAAUCUUGAAGCAUUAAUUUCAGAUAAUUUAUGCUUCAUUUAAGCAAUAAUGAAGUUUGUUUCUUGAACGAAUGAGGGGGAAAAAAUUUGAUAUCAAAAUACUUGUUAAAUCAUGCAUCAUAUUGUAUAAUUGCUUUUUGUAACAAAUAGACUUUACAUCAGUUUCCCCACUCAAAUAUUUUGUUUGUAUAAAUUCUUUUUAAAUAGAUAUCUUUUAUGGAAUGACCGAACUCAUAAAUGUAUAUACGGAAUCAUUUCAUUAACAGAUUUUAAUUCCAUCAUGUUUUGUAAAUUAGUUUGUACAAUAAAUCAAAAAGAGCAUUUAA